CCGAGUUAGGUUCAAAGGAAAGAGGACCCGACGAACCACAAACAGACAGUCGUAAAGCUUCCUUCUCUACUUUUUACGAUCAAACCCACAUUCCCCCAUCUACCCAUCUCUUUCCUCAAUUCUCAAAUCUCCAUUUUCUCACUUGGGUUCUCUUUUUCUUCGUCUCUUAGGGAAGCUUUCACUGCCCCUUUCUCUUUCAAUGCUUCACUUCUUCGUCACUGAAGAAACAGGACUUCGAUUUUGAGAUUGGAAAUGGUGGAUGACCAGUUGGGGCUGUGUAUCUCUCUGAUUUUGUUGUCCCUAUCAACUGUUUGUUUGUGUGCCACUGACAUAAAUGAUGUCAAAAUUCUGAAUGAUUUCAGAGAGGGGUUAGAAAAUCAAGAGCUUCUCAAAUGGCCUGACAAUGGGGAUGAUCCAUGUGGGAUUCCUCCAUGGCCUCAUGUUUAUUGUGCUGGUGAUAGAGUUUCUCAGAUUCAGGUUCAGGGUUUGGGUCUGAAAGGGCCAUUGCCUAGUAAUUUUAACCAGCUCUCUAAACUCUCCAAUUUGGGUCUCCAAAAGAACAAAUUCAAUGGGGCAUUGCCCUCUUUCAGUGGUUUAUCAGAACUGGAGUUUGCUUACUUAGAUUUCAAUGAAUUCGACACGAUCCCAUCGGAUUUCUUUGAUGGUUUAAGCAGCAUUAGGGUAUUGGCUUUGGAUUAUAACCCGUUCAAUGCCACUGUUGGAUGGUCUCUUCCUGAUGAGCUUGCCAAAUCAGUUGAGCUCACAAAUCUUUCACUGGUGCAGAGUAAUCUGGCUGGACCUCUCCCUGAGUUUUUGGGGACAUUGCCAUCAUUGACAGCUCUGAAGCUGUCCUAUAACAGGUUAACAGGUCCAAUUCCCAAAAGUUUUGGGCAGUCUUUGAUGCAGAUUCUGUGGCUAAAUGACCAAGAUACAGGAAUGACUGGUCCAAUCGAUGUAAUUCCAUCGAUGACUUCUUUGACUCAACUAUGGCUACAUGGAAACCAGUUCUCAGGGGUGAUCCCCGAAAAUAUUGGGGAUCUAGCAUCUUUGUAUGAUCUUAAUCUCAAUAGAAAUCAAUUUGUUGGUCUGGUUCCUGAGAGCUUGGCCAAUAUGAAUUUGGAUAAUCUGAUCCUCAACAAUAACCUUCUAAUGGGACCUAUACCAAAGUUCAAGGCUGUUAAUGUUACUUAUGAUUAUAACUAUUUUUGUCAAUCUAAGCCAGGUCUACAAUGUGCCCCUGAAGUCACUGCACUUUUAGACUUUCUUGGCAGUCUGAAUUAUCCGAUACGUCUUGCAUCGGAGUGGUCAGGGAAUGAUCCAUGUCUAGGGCCAUGGUUGGGGCUGAGUUGCAAUCCUGAGUCCAAGAUUUCGAUAAUCAAUUUGCCCAAGCGUGGGUUUCUUGGUACUUUGAGUCCUUCCAUAUCAAAGUUAGAUUCAGUAAUGGAAAUUCGACUUGCUGGAAACAAUAUUAGCGGUACAGUUCCCCAGAAUCUUACGAGUUUGAAAUCUUUGAGGUUGUUGGAUUUGACAGGAAACAAUUUUGAACCUCCAUUACCGAAAUUUCGAGAUGAUGUUAAAGUAUUAGUCUUGGGGAACCCUUUUUUGGUUUCUAAUCACUCUGGAGUACCUCCUUUACCCGUUACACAUCCACCAGUUACUAGCGUGUCACCUCCACUGGACGACACAUUCUCAGGUGAUGCAAAACCACCACCACUAUCGAGGAGUCCGGUUCCAGCAUCUCCAAUUGCAGUAACGAAUUCCUCUUCGUCUGAGUCUGUUCAUGUUGAAUCCGAGACACACAAGUCUUCAAAGACAAGUAGACUUAUAUAUGUGAUUGCCACAGUGCUCAUCAUAGUCAUGGUAUUUCUAUCAGUAUUGUUCUGUAUUUUCUGCUGUAGGAAGCGAAAACAAUCAGCUGAAUCUUCUACUUUUGUGGUGCACCCAAAAGAUCCCUCAUACCCUGAAAAUAUGGUUAAGAUUUCCGUUUCAAAUAAAAACACAGGAAACGUAUCGAAUCAAACAGGAGCUAGCAUGACAAGUACUAAUAGUGGUGGAACUGAGAACUCUCAUGUGAUUGAGGAUGGAAAUCUAGUUGUAGCCGUGCAAGUUCUCCGUAAGGUGACUAAUGAUUUUUCCCCUGAAAAUGAGCUCGGACGAGGCGGGUUUGGAACUGUCUAUAAAGGUGAGUUGGACGACGGGACGAAAAUAGCAGUGAAGAGAAUGGAGGCUGGAUCAAUCAGUAACAAAGCAUUAGAAGAGUUUCAAUCUGAAAUCGCUGUUCUAUCCCAUGUUAGGCAUCGACAUCUGGUAUCUCUUUUGGGAUACUCCAUAGAAGGAACUGAAAGGCUUCUUGUUUACGAGUAUAUGCCUCAAGGUGCUCUUAGCAAGCAUCUCUUCCAUUGGAAAAAUCUUAAAUUGGAGCCUCUACCUUGGAUGACCCGGCUCACAAUUGCAUUGGAUGUUGCCCGGGGGAUUGAAUAUCUGCAUGGUUUGGCCCGACAAACCUUCAUACAUCGAGAUCUUAAAUCGUCUAAUAUUCUUCUAGGUGAUGAUUUUCGAGCUAAAGUUUCAGAUUUUGGAUUGGUCAAGUUAGCUCCAGAUGGAGAGAAGUCGGUGGCAACAAAGCUGGCUGGUACAUUCGGGUAUCUAGCACCCGAGUAUGCAGUGAUGGGGAAGAUAACUACAAAAGCUGAUGUAUUCAGUUUUGGGGUGGUGCUGAUGGAACUUUUGACUGGAAUGAUGGCACUCGACGAGGAGCGCCCGGAGGAAAGCCGGUACUUGGCAGAGUGGUUUUGGCGAAUCAAAUCGAACAGAGAAAAGCUAAUGUCUGCCAUUGAUCCAGCUCUAUCUGUAAACGAUGAUCUCUUUGAGAGGAUCUCCGUAAUCGUGGAAUUGGCAGGACAUUGCACAGCUAGAGAGCCAACCCAUCGUCCCGAUAUGGGGCAUGUUGUGAAUGUGCUUUCGCCUUUGGUUGAGAAGUGGAAACCAAUUCACGAUGAUGCUGACAGUUUCUCCGGGAUUGAUUACAGUCUACCGCUUCCUCAAAUGCUGAAGGUAUGGCAGGAAGCAGAAAGCAAGGGGACAAGCUUUUCAAGCCUUCAAGACAGUAAGGGAAGCAUCCCCGCUCGCCCCACUGGAUUUGCAGACUCCUUCACCUCUGUUGAUGGAAGAUGAGUUAAACUUGUUUCCAGUACAGAAACUUUUCUUGUUACAAUACACAAGGGUGAUGAACAUUCCCUUUUGAACUAUUACCUUCUUGCUCAAAUAUAAUAUAAUCAAUUAAAGCAGUUGAAAGUUGAUUUCUUUGGCUUCUUA
Molecule: messenger RNA, 3315 nt
Organism: Benincasa hispida (wax gourd)
Lineage: Eukaryota; Viridiplantae; Streptophyta; Magnoliopsida; Cucurbitales; Cucurbitaceae
Product: receptor-like kinase TMK4
Biological process (GO): protein phosphorylation
Molecular function (GO): protein binding; ATP binding; protein kinase activity
Source: RefSeq, a predicted model, not a curated record